Messenger RNA from Salvelinus namaycush (lake trout), 2805 nucleotides. RefSeq names its product vacuolar protein sorting-associated protein 4A-like. The coding region runs from base 269 to 1579 and encodes 436 amino acids. Gene Ontology annotation, biological process: endosomal transport; vacuole organization. The record is from RefSeq and is a predicted model, not a curated record. The transcript is spliced from 11 exons. Lineage: Eukaryota; Metazoa; Chordata; Actinopteri; Salmoniformes; Salmonidae. Gene Ontology annotation, molecular function: ATP hydrolysis activity; ATP binding.
CUUAAAAUCUGAUUUUAAACCUAACCACACUGCUAACCUUAUUCCUAACCCUAAAUUAAGACCAAAAAUGCAUUUUUACGAUAUAUAGCCAAUGAUGACUUUGGCUGUGGUAACUAGUGAAAACCGCGGCUGUCACAGAAAGAGGCAAGCGUAGUUAACCUUAGUCAUGCAGCAACCUCCCCUCUGAAAAUAUUGCAAACAUAUUUUGAAAGGUAACUUGAAUUAGCAUCAGAGACAGGAAUUUGGGUGGAGUGCAGAGUGAGAUGAAAUGACAACGUCAACAUUACAGAAAGCGAUAGAUCUUGUGACCAAAGCCACAGAGGAGGAUAAGAACAAGAACUAUGAGGAGGCUUUGCGCCUUUACCAGCAUGCAGUGGAGUACUUCCUGCAUGCUGUCAAGUAUGAUGCACACAGUGACAAGGCAAAGGAGAGCAUACGUGGGAAGUGUAUGCAGUACCUAGACCGGGCAGAGAAACUCAAAGAUUACUUGAAGAACAAAGACAAAGCGGGGAAGAAGCCUGUCAAGGAAGCACAGAGUAAUGAUAAGAGUGACAGUGACAGCGAGGGUGAAAAUCCAGAGAGAAAGAAACUGCAAGAGCAACUAAUGGGUGCCAUUGUAAUGGAAAAGCCCAAUGUCCGGUGGAACGAUGUGGCUGGACUAGAGGGAGCUAAGGAGGCCUUGAAGGAAGCCGUAAUCUUGCCCAUUAAAUUCCCUCACCUCUUCACAGGCAAACGCACUCCAUGGAGAGGGAUUCUACUCUUUGGACCCCCUGGGACAGGAAAGUCUUACCUGGCCAAAGCAGUAGCCACAGAAGCCAACAACUCCACCUUCUUCUCUGUGUCAUCAUCAGACCUCAUGUCCAAGUGGCUUGGAGAGAGUGAGAAACUGGUGAAGAACCUGUUUGAUCUUGCCCGCCAGCACAAGCCCUCCAUCAUCUUUAUUGACGAGGUGGACUCGCUCUGUGGCUCCAGGAAUGAGAAUGAGAGUGAGGCAGCCCGGCGGAUCAAGACAGAGUUCCUGGUACAGAUGCAAGGUGUGGGCAACAACAAUGAUGGAAUCCUUACCCUUGGGGCCACUAACAUUCCCUGGGUUCUGGAUGCUGCCAUCCGCAGAAGGUUUGAGAAGCGUAUCUACAUCCCUCUCCCAGAGGAGCCUGCUAGGUCCCAGAUGUUCCGCCUGCACCUGGGCAACACGCCCCACAGCCUGAGUGACGCAGACCUUCGUCAGCUUGCCAAAAAGACAGAAGGCUACUCUGGGGCUGACAUCAGCAUCAUUGUACGAGAUGCCCUCAUGCAGCCUGUCAGGAAAGUGCAGUCAGCCACACACUUCAAAAAGGUUCGAGGGGCGUCCCGUGCCAACAGUCAAUUGAUGGUGGAUGACCUUCUGACCCCGUGUUCGCCUGGGGACCCAGCUGCCAUAGAGAUGACCUGGAUGGAAGUGCCUAGCGACAAGCUGCUGGAGCCCAUCGUCUGCAUGUCUGACAUGCUGCGGUCCCUGUCCACCACGCGCCCCACAGUCAACACGGAGGACUUGUUCAAGGUCAGGAAGUUCACAGAGGACUUUGGACAGGAGGGUUGAGAGAGCCUUGUCAUCUGGAGCUUAACAACUCCUUACCCUGUGUGGUGGAAAUGAAAUAUGAAUUACAUACUAUACUGUUUAAUUAGACAUACUAUGCUGUUUUACAUCGAGAUUUGUCUAUUGUUAUAUGUUAGUUUUUUUACUGAUACAGACUUGUCUUGUGUGACUUAGUGGGAAGAGCAGGGAGGAACAGAGUGGUGGCGAUAUCAGCUAUCUUGAUCUACACAGACGAGCUAAAUUACGUUUUAUAUCUCUGUUCCCAGGGCCUGUUUCUGCACAUCUGCUAAACUGCCACGUAGACAAAAUAGGUUGUACUUUUUCUAUAAGAGGAGAGAUACAACUCUGUUCAUUGCGCUUUCCUAACGAUGCACUGAUUGAGUGGUUGUUAUUGAUUGCUUCAUUUUGGCUAAUCUUAUAAUGAAGUUGAAGAAUACAGUCUCUCUCCUUUUGGUUAGAAUUACCACCACACCUGCCAAUUCUUCUCUCGAGCCCCAUUCAAACGACCAAGUUUGACUAACCUGCAUUGGCAAGAGUGAUGGAGCAUUUUAACUUCAUGUACAGUAUAUUAUUUCCCUCCGAUCAUUCACUAUUGCAGUCCUGAAGACAGAAAGACUAUUUAUUUCUCCGCCAUUUUGCACUUUUUUAAGUUAUUUGAAGUUAAUAAUUAUGAACGAGAGGUAUUGAAGCACUUUUGAACAAUUACAUGUUUCAUUGUUUUCUUGUCUCUCGUGUGUAAGUGCAUACAUGUCUUUUAUUCAAUGUGUCAGUCUUAAUGUAUGUCUUUUAUGUGUAUGAUUUCUCUGUUUGCUUUUUAAUUUAUUGAGUAUUGACUGACCAUUGCUGCUCCAGUGUUGCCACCUCUCCCAAUCCCCACUAGAGCUGUCCCUAUGUUACAAGUAGUGUUACUUACACUAUUUAUGAUUAUUUAUUUUAUUAUAUUUUAUCUUGUCAGUUGUUGAGUGGGGGAGGUGUUUACAUUUUAGUAUUUCUCUGUUGACAUGUGAGUGAAGAUGGGGAUGAGCAUAUUUGUAUUUCUGGAUUUGAACAUUGAAAAUAAUAUUUCCACAACAGACACUAUCAUAUUGUUCCAAUACUGUUGUCAUAAUAGUAUUGCUGUGUCUCUGUAUAGAUGGGGGUAUCGGUUCAGUAAUACUUAAGUCAGUUCUGGUCCCAAGGGGAUCUCACUCCUGUUACAUGUAGCUAUGAUAACCAAGUUACCCUGACUU